UCAUAAUAAUCCCCUUAAACUUGAAGAUUCUCUUUUAUGGCCGGUAUCCAUGGCUACUCUCUCAGCUUACUCCUCUCCUCCAUGGCAAAAUUCAAACCCUAACUCGGACCUUCUCUCAACUCAAGAUGAAAUCGAUUCGCAAGCUCAUCCCCCGUUCGAGUCUCAAUCUAACGAUUCGCUGUCGUCUAUUAUGCCUCCGGAUCCGGACCUGAACCCGAGCCCUAACCCCAAUCCCAUUACCAAUUACAACACCUCUAUAUCUUCUCCACCUCAAUCAACCUCAACGCCGCCUCCGAUUUCUCUCCUCCAUCUCUCCUUCAACCAGGAUUUUGGGUGUUUCGCUGCAGGAACUGACCACGGGUUUCGUAUCUACAAUUGUGACCCCUUACGCGAGAUCUUCCGUCGCGAUUUCGAUGGCGAUGGAAAUAGCGGUGGCGGAGGGAUUGGAGUGGUCGAGAUGCUUUUUAGAUGCAAUAUUUUAGCUAUUGUUGGUGGUGGAGCUGACCCCCAGUACUCUCCAAACAAGGUCAUGAUCUGGGACGACCAUCAGAGCCGAUGCAUCGGGGAGCUAUCGUUUCGGUCCGAGGUCCGGUCUGUGAAGCUAAGACGGGAUAGGAUUAUUGUUGUCUUGGAGCAGAAGAUAUUUGUUUAUAACUUUGCGGAUUUGAAGCUUGUGCAUCAGAUUGAAACAAUUGCGAAUCCGAAAGGGCUUUGUGCGGUUUCACAUGGUGCAGGAUCGUUAGUUUUGGUUUGUCCAGGAUUGCAGAAAGGACAGGUUCGGGUGGAGCAUUACGCGGCGAAACGAACCAAGUUUAUUAUGGCGCAUGAUUCGAGGAUUGCGUGUUUUUCCCUCACGCAGGAUGGGCAGUUGUUGGCUACUGCUAGCACUAAGGGGACACUCGUUCGGGUUUUCAAUGCAGCUGAUGGUACCCUGCUUCAAGAGGUGAGGAGGGGUGCGGAUAGAGCAGAAAUUUAUAGUUUGGCAUUCUCUUCAACUGCCCAGUGGUUAGCUGUCUCGAGUGAUAAGGGCACUGUUCAUGUUUUCAGCCUUAAGAUUAAUCCAGGAUCUCCAGGAAUUGACAGGUCACAAAGCACGGACGAGCCUAAUCUUGCUGUCACAUUACCUGCCUCCUCUUUAUCUUUCUUCAAAGGAGUUUUACCGAAGUAUUUUAGCUCAGAGUGGUCAGUGGCUCAGUUUCACUUGCCUGAGGGUUCUCAGUACAUUGUUGCUUUUGGUCACCAAAAGAAUACAGUGGUUAUCCUUGGUUUGGAUGGAAGUUUCUAUCGAUGUCAGUUUGACCCUGUGAAUGGUGGAGAGAUGACUCGGCUGGAAUAUCACAACUUCUUGAAACCGCCAGAAGCAAUCUGAUAAAAAGGCAUCUCGUCUUCCCUUUGAUAAUACAUAUCUUUUUCUCCUUUUUCGCUAUUUCCCCACAUUGCCUCAUCCAGAUGGCUUUAUUAUGCUGUAAAUAUGUAACUGUCAAUAUGUAAAGUACGUGAAAAAAAUGCAAAAAGAAAGGGAAAAAGAAUGAGAUGAUUUAAUGUAAUGUGGAUGCCAUUUUGAAUCGCAAAUUAUGUUAAAAUGGCAUAUCUCUUUUCUUA
Molecule: messenger RNA, 1602 nt
Organism: Populus euphratica (Euphrates poplar)
Lineage: Eukaryota; Viridiplantae; Streptophyta; Magnoliopsida; Malpighiales; Salicaceae
Product: autophagy-related protein 18a-like
Exons: 4
Coding region: 50-1369 (439 amino acids)
Molecular function (GO): protein binding
Source: RefSeq, a predicted model, not a curated record